GCAGGGACAGGGGGUGGUGCAGUGGCUGAUGAACACCGCGAUUCACGAAAGAUCGCCCGAAAGAAAUCGAACCCCACUCUGUCCAGUGCUCCGACCUCUGCUGAAGCACCGACACCAGUAAACGAGGGUACCGUCCGUCACUCUGGGAGAAUGCCUGGUCUUUCUAGUGAGCAGCAACCACAACAGUCCAGUGCUUCUGCUCCAUCUAGACAUCGUCGUGGUGUCCAGCAACGGGCAUCCUCUAGUAACUCCGCCGAUAGCAAAGAGGAUGAUGAUCGACUUUCGUCGGGCUCAAAAAAGUCCAAGCGUUCGCACCAUCAUCACCACCGGCACGCAGCUGAUUCAACCGGCGACUCCUCACCGCAAACUGCUUACGCGUCCACGGCAUCUGAACAAACAUGGGUCAGCACCGCUAAAAAUAUGCAGGUGUGCUACCGAACAUCCCUUCUAGCGGCUGUCGUGUUUUAUGAGGUGGAAUUUACUGCAUCCAACAUCCGAUUUGUCAGUACGUCUAACGUCACUGUUGUGAAGUUUCUGUUCAGCAUGCCCGUGCGUAACACUUCUGGGGGGGUGCAUUUUAUCUCUAUCAUAUUUCAUGCCGUACCUAGAAUCUGGUGCCUGUAUAAACCAAUCAGCUCGCCAAUGCCCGAUCCUGGUUAUGAUAUCACAUGUGCCAAAAUAAAUUUCAGGAUAAAUGAAGAUUUUGAUGGAUUCGCUUUGAAAAAAAGACUGGCUAAUACGAAAAACGCACAAAUGGCGCAAAUCAAAUCUUUGUAG
This is a messenger RNA of Opisthorchis viverrini, 777 nucleotides long. RefSeq lists its product as hypothetical. The record is from RefSeq and is a predicted model, not a curated record. Lineage: Eukaryota; Metazoa; Platyhelminthes; Trematoda; Opisthorchiida; Opisthorchiidae. The annotation marks the transcript as partial. The transcript is spliced from 5 exons.